Porites lobata is the source of this 15359-nucleotide messenger RNA. NCBI's taxonomy places the organism in Eukaryota, Metazoa, Cnidaria, Anthozoa, Scleractinia, Poritidae. The record is from the annotation of a GenBank genome assembly.
GUUCAUCGUACGUCAUUCUGAGAGAGGGAGGCCUGGGUCAAUUUCUAAGCGCAUGCGUGCAAGCCGCCGACUCCGGGAAAAUGGCGGAAAAUGGUGAGGUUUAAAGUUGGGUAUUUUUAACUUCUGAUUUGUUUGACGUUGUUUUUGCUAGCAUACCAAGAAAACUUAAUUGUGUUGUUUUGUUUCCAGCGUCUCCAUCUCAUGCUGCUGACAAUGAAGAUUCUUCAGGUAAACGAAGAAAAACCACUCGAAGUUUUAAAACACAAACGUAAAUCCGUUCGAAUAUGCAAGCUAUUAACUGUUCCAAUUGUCAGUUUGCCAGAUAAUUCCACGUCUGCAGCUCAUGAUCUAUAUUCCUCGGCGUUGUUUUAUCUGCUUUUUUAGAGAGGUGUAUAUUAAUUGUAGUUUUCCUUCUUCUUCUCGUUCAGGAACAAAUAACUCCGUGAGAAUUCUUGCUCCGCCGAAAUUCACUUUACGUCAAGAUACGUCCGGAAAAGUUACGGUAAACAGAAGCUUAUAUUUCGUAGUUUUUGUUUUGUCAAGCAGUUGGAUUCGUUUGAAAGAAAGUACUAAUAAUAAAAAGUCUAUCAGUGAUCGAUGUUGUAUUCAAGAAUUUAUGUGGCCAUUUCAUUUUACAGUAUAUAUGAGCUUAACCUCAAGUACGCUAAUUAAGUGAACGAAGAAAAGGAAGCAGAAAAUCAACUUACAUGUUUAGACAUUUUCACUUUUGUAGGUUCAACUUUUGUGCCAUGGCCACACGUCUUCUUGCUCUUUAUUAUGCAUCCUUUUUCUGACUCGCAAGCUAUAAUUAUCUGUUCUCCAGUUGGUUUAUAAGAAAUAAUAAAGCCCAGAGUACUACAUUAUAUAAAUAAUAUAUGCACAAAUAAUUCUUGUGCGGAAAUUUUACCUCAGUUUUUUACAGGAAGGCUGUCAUACGAAGUGCUUAACAUCACGUAUCCCAAAUCUUCUCUGUAUACUUUCAAAUAUUUAUGCAGUUUUUUCUAAUUUCCUUUCUUAUGUCACUCUUGUUUUAGAAUGCUUAUUCCAAAGAUAAUGGAGAGGAGCCAGAGGUUUCAAGUGAGGAAUCAACGCCUCUUGGAGUUUCAGUCAAGGUAAUGUAUGCUUAGCAACAUAAUUGCCAAAAUAUGGCCUUAAAUUCUUUCCGGAAUUUUCCGAAAAAAGCUCUAAAAUUCUUUUAGAAAUGUCUAAAAUUCUCCAAAAACUCUAAAAUUCCCAAAAAUUCUCAAAAAAAAAUUAUUAUUUUUUUUGAUAGUGAGGGCCCCUUUUGGUGAAUGACCACUGAUAAGUUGUAGUGUAGACAACUCUGAUGAGAAGCCGCUAGUUUGUUGUGCUCAGUGGACAGUGCUCUAGACACUGCUGUAGCAUUUAAGCGGACUAAGCCCUCUUUUGGUUGAUAGGAAUACAACAAAAAACUUUUUGUCAACGUUUUUGCCGUGAAUAUGGUCAAAAAGUCAGGUGAAUGUUCAGAUUGCUCUAAAAUUCUCGAAUUUGUCGAUUUUUUCCCUAAGAUUCCCGAGAUUUUCGAAAAUUCUUUUUGAUGUCUAAAAUUCCAAAACAAUUCUGGAAUUAUGUAGCUAAGCCUAAGGUAACAUGAGAGUCUCAAGAAAAUGAAAUUGUAUACCGAUUAUUAUGGCAGAUCUCUUGGCUGGCCCAGGUCUUGUUUUGUUUUGACUCCACGUCUUAGCGAUUGAGUUGAUUGAUACAAUUUCCUUUCAGUGGUUGCGUGCCUGAAUGCCACCCUCUCUAGCCAGAAUGAAAGUUGACUUCCUUUACUUUCCCAAGGUUCUUUUGCCAGGAUAGUUAUGGAUUCAUGCAAUUCGGUGUGGUAAUUCUGCAGAUGUUUGUAUGUUGGGACAAGAUGUGCCUCCCUCAACCUCCCCACCCCCUGCCCCACUAUUAUAUAGUUUAAACAAAAAGUAAGAUACAUGUUCUCUUUUCAGUUGUGUUAAUAGAAAGUCACUAAAUGGUCGUUAUCGAAAUUAAAAAAAAAAAAACAAUGUGUUGGCAGGGUCUAUUUUUGCGACAGCUAAAUGACUGUUUUGGCGAGGAAGCCGUAACAUUUAUUUUAACAUAACAAUGCAUGGGCUAGGAAAACUUUUCAGGUGCAAGCAGAAGUGUAAGAUAUGUGUUUUGUGGAAGUGGGUUUAAUCCCAGAUCUUUUAUUGACUAUUCUUAUGUUUCAAGUCAAAAAUUCAGCUGAAUCACAGGUGUAUAAUUAACUUAUUGCAUGGUAUUCCAAGGCUACUGAAGACAUCUAUGUUCCUAAGAUUAUCAAAUAAGUUUUAAAUCUGAGCUCUGAGUCAUUCUGAGUUGUGUGUGAAAAAAGGCGAGGCUGAAUUGUAUUUUCAACUUUAAUGCAUACUGAUAUCAGGGCUCAAAACAAUUCCAUCCUGACAUCUAAAAAGAGUAACUUGCCCAAUGGAAAUGGGUCCAGGCAAUUCAUUCUCCAGCUAAAUCAUUAACUAACAGUUCUAACUAAGAAUUCUAAGCAAGUACUUGCCCCAGGCAAGUACAACAUUGUGAGAGCUGCUUGCCCAAAGGAAGUGCUGGAAUUCAAGUUAUCUUUUUAGCACUUGUAGUGAUGUUCAAAUUAUGAUUAAAGUUGCCCCAUGCAAGUAAAGUGUGCGAGCUGCUUGCUCAAAGGAUGUGCUAGAAUUCAAGUAAUUUUUUUAGCCCUGGUAAUGAUGUUCAAAAUAAAUAUGAUUAAAUACCUAACAAAGGUUCUAAUUAUCUGUUUAUAUCUAGAGAUCCGCUGAAGGGGAGGACAAAGAUGUUGAUUCUGAACCAGAUGAAGGUAUGUUGCACACCCUAUAGUGUUUAUCUGUGUGAUGCAAAAUGUUGUCAAAGAAUUUUUUGCAAGAUAUGCCAAAUUUUAACAAUAAUAAUAAUAAUAAUUUUGCUCUUAAAGGUUUUGUUUUAAGUUUUGCAGUUGGAGAUUAAAAAGAUUUUUCCCUGAAUCUGUGGCGUCAGAAAACAACAAAAAUAUUUCAAUAUUUUGCUUUGAGUUAACAGUCAGAAGAUAAUGAGCGUAAUAAGCUUAAUAACUCAGUGGCAGGAGCAGACUGCUCCUAGUAUUUUUUUUCUCUUGGAAAAAACUGCUAAAUAGAAAUAGCCUUGUUUUAAAACCUUUGAUAACUUUACCUGUAUAAAAUGUAUGUUAAUAAUUAUUGUGCCAGUCUUGUGCAUUGUAAUAAAGAAGCUAAUGAGAUCUAUCUUGCUUACAGUGUAGACAAAAAAAAUUCUACUUUUUUGAGUGAGUUGUUUGUUAUGGACAGUGUUGCUCUGAUCAAAAUGUUAACCUUUCAAGCCCUAAGGGUGACCUUCAUUAAUAUUAUUUUCCACUAACAAUAUCAGUACAUAAUCAAGAGGAAGGGCUAUAAGAAUUGAUAAAGUGAUCACCCAAGGGAAAAUGCUUUGAUCUUUUACAGGGCUCGAAAUAAUUUUCGGAUAGUCUUCGGUCACGAUGACCGGCCAAAUUCAUUUUUGCUCGGUCACGUAUCGUUUCUGGCCGGUCAGAUGUAUAUGAUGAAUUACUCUUUUAGGGGCCCAUAAACCCAAAAUGUUACGAAUUUAUUUCGCAAGAGUCGUUGCUGAGAGCUUAUAGCACUUUAAAGUGCUUUACAAUAAAAGUAAAAUACAACGGCGAAAUGAAAAUAAGCUUAAUUAGGCUUAUGUGUAUUAUCGUUACACUUUCUGUAAGACUUACAUGUCUUACAUAUCUUUAGAUAUUUUUUUCUUCAACUGAACAUGUUCCUUGUUAAUCACAACUAGUUUUUACUUGAAAGUUUUUCAUUUAAUGUUAUCUACAACCCACUAAUAGCUGGCAAACAUUAGAGUGUUUGUACAUUGUUUAUCAGGUUCACGGUUGUACAACCUUUCAUGUUUACAUUACGCACGCGGCCGAUUACUGUGCUUUUCACAAACAUGCGAACUCUAAAGUUCAAAAGAUGCCUUCACUAUUGCGUUUUUGGCUGCCGUCAACCAUAAUUAUGAUUACAAGCAACGAACCUUAAAACAAAGAAACACACAAAACGGAUCGAAAUCCUCCAAUCACAAAUCAGAAACCAUGACCUUUUGAACCCGUUAAAGUAAAGUUUUGUUUCCUAAGAGGUCCGUUAGGAUGAUUGACGGCAGCGAAAAACGCGAUCGUCAGUUGGCUUUUGAACUUCAGAAUUCGCAUGUUUGUGAAAAGCGCAGUAACACAUCGAUAAACUUGCGAAGAGUGAAAUAAUUAUUGUAACGUUGCUAUGAAUUAUAGUCCCUUUGCAGUACACUGCUUUGAUAAUAUUUAUUCCGCUUAAGGAAUUAAUUUAUACGCAGGGACAAAUGUACAACUUGAAAAUUACAAAUAAAAGUGGAAAUAUUUGGUAAUUUUGUGACCGGAAGUGGGCGAAUCCCGAUGUCUGUUUCGAUGCGCGAAUUGUAAACAACGGCUCUAGUUGCAUGUCACCAGGAUGUCAUAUCAAAGUUCCGCAAUACACAGCGACUCGAUAAAUAACAACUGAAACAACUGAACAGCAGGAGCCUUAAAUUUAUUUCAUUUUCAAUACGAUUGAAUUUUGACCGGUCAACAUGACCGGCCAGACGAAAGUUUGACCGGUCAAAUCCACAAUCAGUCCGGACAUUGUCCGUUGACCGGCCGUUAUUUCGAGCCCUGUUUUAUCAAAUUCUCUUAACUAAUUUUUGUAAGUAAAUGUAUGGAGAUCAGUCUGGAGAAUUUGUAUGUGGAUAAUUGGGUAUUAAAUGGUUAAUAUUAGUAUCAACUGCAAAUAAAGCCUACCUUCAAAUUAUAGUACCGUGCAUUAUUUAGAAAGUGAAAAUGUGCAAUGUAAUAUAAAGUGCCAUAUUGGCCAAUGCUUCAAUUGCUGAAAGUCAAGAUGGAAUCUAUCAGGAAAUUGAAUGAAUCUAAUCUGUUCUAAUCUAACCUAAUCUAAUCUAAUAUGUGUUUUCUCAAUUCCUCUGAAAUGUGAAAUUUAUUUUCUUGGGUUCCCAUGAGAAUCUUUUUUUGGAGUUAUUUUAUAAAUAAAAAUUAGCCCUUGAAAUGGCUUAAAAUAUUCUGGUACAAGGUUUUUCCCCACUGAAAGUUAAAAUUACUCAAUUUUGUAAUGAAAUUUGUCUUAAAGUUUAUUUUAGUUGAAACAAUUUCUGUUUCUGAUAUCAUAAUUAUGUAACUUUCAUUUUCAAAGUGAUCCAUUGAGUAACUUUAAAAAGAACACUGAACAAGUCAAUGAGAUCUAUCCUUCUCUCUCUAGACAGAAAGAGUGCUUGUUAUUAUAUUUUAUAUUACAUGAACAUGAUGCUUUAAUAACUGCUACUUAUUAUCACCUGCCUACAAGCCCUACCUUUAAAUAAUAUAUCAUGUUUUAGAAAGUGAGAAGUAAUUUUCAAUAUAAAGAGAGCCAUUGGCCAAUGUUCAAAUUGCUGGGAGUCUUAAAGUUUACUUAAGUUAAAACAAAUUUCUGUUUCUGGCUAUUAUUUUGACAAAAUGGUAUGGUCAAGUUACUUGCCUUAUCAACAUGAUUCUAAGGUUUGAAACAACACUGAGCAUCUGGAUGGAAAUCUUACUUAAUAUGUUUAAGAUUCUUCUUUCUUUUGCACCAGCAGUGCCUUUUUGUUGUUAAGUUAUGGAAAGCUAUUGUUGAAAUUAUGACGUGAUCUUGUUCUUUGUUUUGUAACCACAGUAUUAUUAUGUGUAGUCUAGCAGUGAAGGCAGAAGGAAGCCGUUGAUGAUGGUUAAUCUGCUUUUUUAUGCUUCUCUUCUAGGCGACAGUUUUUCUCCAGUGAAAAAAGUGGCCAAGCUUGAAAAAAAUAAUUAUUCAGGUACUUACUUCACGCGUACAUCAUUGGUAUCUACCACUGCCAGAGAAAUUAGAACAAUAAAACAAUUUCAGUAGAUAUUAUAAAUGACUAAAAUUAAUUUCAAUAAAAAUCUAGAUUUUAUCCUCCAGUGGUUAUACAUGUAUAUAACUUCCUACAAUAAGCAUAAGCAAAGAGGAGCACAAAACCUUUAAAAUGCUGUGAGCCAUUUAGUAUUGUUUCAGUUUCUCUCACUGGACACAUUAAUUUUGAUAACUGUAGUUCAACUCAGUCUCUUGUUUUUCUCAAACAUACAAUCAUUUACAUGCACCAUACCUGUGAUAACAACAGGCUGUACUGGAAACAUGUGCUUAGCACAAAAAUAGGCACUGCUUCUCUUUACCUCCACUGUAUUAUACAUAAUUUAAUUAUGUAUAAUACAGUGGAGCUAGUGGAACCCAGUCAAAAGGGAAAAUAGAGUCUAAUCUCAGGGUAAUCUUGGCUAAAUCUUGUCUUAGUAAUAACAGUGGUUCCAUCCCCAGUGAGGGACUUGAAAUCAGUAUCGUGAUGAGUACUGUACUAUAUGUUUAGCACAAGUUCUUACUAAAUAUUAUAUUGACAACAUAAUAAAGUCAAUAGAAUGCAUUGAAAGGCCAGUUUUGUUUGAUGUGUAGUAUUAUCUGUAUUUUUCAUGUUCAAAAUGGAUGUAGCAGUUUUUAUUGAAGGUUACUAAAUCUGUUUUAUCUUAGAUUCAGAUGAUGAUAAGCCUCAUAAGGUUUUUUUAAAGCCAUCUCUUCUCUCAGAUGUGGCAAAGAACUUGGCAAAUGCAUCCCCAAAAAGUAUGUCUGGCUGGAAAUUUAUUAUAUGUAUCUCUUAAUUUGUUAAAUUUGUUUUCUUGGUUGGCAACUUGGCAUGCAUAGCUUUAAGGAUGAGAUUGUUGUACGCUAAAACAUGUAUGGUUUUUCUUUGUGUUUUAGUUGAUAGAAACUCUACAACUUCUCCAGUUCCUAAGGUAUGGUUAAUUGAAGAUUUUUCUACUGUUGUAUCAAGCUAAGGGCACAAAUUUAAUGAGUUUUUGCUUCACAAUCUGAAUAUUUAAACAUUAAGCUCUAGUGAUUAAACAGGACUUUUGGUUUCACUAACAUUUCCAGUCACUCACGAUCAUUUUUUGGGGGGAUAUUUUAGCUCAUGCUCUGGGCUUGUUCCCAUCGUCCACCUCUUGCACUUUUUGCUUGUCUCCAGCUCUCACUCUUCUCGCUUGUUUUGUGCUCCUGCUCCCCACUAAGCCAUGGGAAAGCCUUUCAAGAAGGCCGGUACAGUAUCAUCUGUAUGUACUCAAGUACGCAAAGUACGCAAAGUGUAAACCCAACCCUCCAAGUUGUUUCCAUUUUGGUCACCAUGGCACCUGAACUUUUGGAGCUGGUGACUUGACUUGUAAAAGUCUCCCUAAACCAAAAGAGUGGGUUGCCAAAUGGUGACCAAGCAGAAACUUUUACUUGGAGGGUUGAAACCAAGUGUGAAUCAAAGCAAACUGACAAGAGGUAUUUAUUUUAUCAAAAGAGUGGUACCUGCUAAAUCGAAGGCAACCCAGAAACACACUUGUCAAGGAAGUACCAGUCUAACAGAAUCACUCUGAUACCUUCUUGAAUUUUCCCCUCAGACAUUUGGCAUCUCCAGCAAUGAUUCCUCUCUUACUGAGCAGAGUACCAACACAUCACAGCGCUCACAUGAGUUGGCACCAGGACAGAACAAGGAAGGAAUAAUUGGAGCUUCCUCUAAGAAUUACUUUGCGGAGUUUCUAGGAAGUGGAAGAGAGUAAGUUGUAGAAAAAAUGUUAUGAAUACAGUCAAAUUAGAUGCGCAUCCCUUGUAAUAACAAUAUUGAAUCGUUUUUCUUGUAGAUCCUCAACAAAAACCUCAAGUGGAUCCUUUGUGUUUGGACAAAACAUGGGUGAUAGAGUUAUGGUGAGGAUUUAAUUGCAAGCAUUUUUUUUUUACUUUGUAAAUUAGCUCCUCUAAAACUGUUAUCCAUUAUGUCACAUCAUUAUACGUUAUACUCACCAUCUGUCUUCUCAUUGGCUAAGAGUCUACAGCUAAUUUUGGAAAUCAGCGCAACCUACAGAUUAGUUAGUUAUCUGCUAGCAGAUAACUGACUAAUCUGUAGGUUGCGCACACAAUACAUUAUGUCCAAUAUCAAUAUCAAUUUAGGUUCCUUGCGACUGUGUGUUUGUCGUUAUUUGCGUCAAAACGAUUAUAACCUUGAUAAUUGCGGAUAUCACACAAACCUCAUCCAAUAAUUGUUUAUAAUCAGAGGUUUAGAAUUGUGAUUGGGGAAUCCCCCAGGCAAGAAUGAGGUGGGAUAGAAGAAGAAAUAAAAAUCAUACAUUGUACAGUACACCCUCGGCAAGGGAUGCUAUUGUAUUUGUCUGGAUGUACAAAUUAAAGUGUAUUUGUCUGGAAGGGCAAAAAUGAUUUGAAUACACCAGGUGUGGAGGCAUAAUAUUUUAAAAGCAAAGAAAAAAAAUUUCAUGUUAAAAAAUAUCUGGACAUGUGUGGACGAGACUUACACAACAAAAUAUGUGUGCCAUGUAGCUGAAUCAAAAUCAAUAAUUGCCCCUUUGACAUUUUGUUUUUCUUUCUGUGGUUAGUUUUCAGCUGCAGAUAGCAGUGGAAAUAAUGUCGAGACCAAUGGCAAGACUGAAGAAAAGUCAACAGCCUGUGACAAUUCAGUCAGUGAUCACCUUGGAGGUUGGUUAAAUUUGUACAGGUAAUAGCAUGAUUUGUAGUGAUAUUUGGCGUAAAUACCAUGAGCGAUAUUUCGAAAUUGUUAUAUGUCAUUUCACGAGCUGUUGGGCGAGUGUAAUUUGAGACAAUUUUGAAAUAUCACGAGUGGCAUUUAUGCCAAACAUGACGCACAAAUCAUGCUAUUAUUUGUUUAUACUACCCACAAAAAAGUUUGUAAUUUUCACAUGUAGGUAUUUCAAAUUAAGCUGAAAUGCCACUGCUCUAAGUCAGUCAAAUUGCAGAAAUUUCUCAUGUAGUAGUAUGAUAUUAUCAAAGUAAUCUGUAAGCAGUCUCUGUAGAGUGGGUUUCGCUUUAGCAGAGCAGAGCACAGCUUUGAUUGGUUGCCACUCCAAGUAAAAAAAAAAAAUUGCCAACUAAAGUUGAACAACAAAAUUAAUGACGAACAAAACCAUGUUAAUUUCUAGAUCUUUGUUCUAAAAAUAAAUUAAUAUAUUGAUUUACAACCUACAAGAUGCUGAAAAAGUGUCAUUGUCAUAGAGAGUCAUGAAACCCAUUCUGAAACCUGAACAAAGUAUAGUGAUUUCUAGUUGUAGAUCUGCCAGAGGUCUCUUGGUUAAUAAAGCUUGCGUAAGAGUUUUCAUUUUAAUGCAUGCACAUACAAUGUAACUAGCAUAUUUUUGUAAUCCAAGUACAUACACUGUCCAGCUAAUUUUCUUAUAGGAAAUUUGCAUGCUCACCUUAACCUGUGCCUGAAAGGUGAAAUCAGCUCUUUCAUGUACAAAAAUAAUAUUAAAUUGUCUACAGUUCUGCCUAUUGCAACCUUAACAAAACCAGCUGAAAAUUUUUUCCCUAUCCCUCUUUUCAGGGGAUAGGGACACUUUAUCUGGGUCCCGAAACAUGGGUUUAACCAUUAUUAGGGGGAAACCUUAGCAAUCAAAAAAUGACUUACAUGUACCCCAAGAAUUGUCCAUAACUUUAAGUGUUCACUAGUCACGAUGGCGACAGCUUUCAAAAAAUGAAUUAACUCACUUAAAUCAAUGUACUACACUUGUGGGGAUACAACACUCAACAUUGCAGAGAUAACUAGGUAAUCAUGAUUUUUAUACAUUAUCCAGCUGCUUGAGAUAAUGACUGCAGCAGAUUCCAUAGCCUGUGAGAGCAGACCCCUUUUUAGCAACGUGCAAAGAAAGUCGUGUCCGAUAGCCUGGCAGGGCUAGUGGAUUUUGCUAUCAGGCUACUGAUUUUUCCUCUUAACUUACCUGACGGGCAAGUGCUGUUUUUUGGGGAAAUUCAAAUUACAGAAGGAUUGUAACCAAUCCUGCUGAUCAAAAAGGGUUUUGGGGCUAGUUGAAAGGACUUGUGGGCUAGUACGUGCUAGCUACAGCUUGCCUGAAUAGCAGGCUGUAAAACUGUCUUUAUUUGCACCCUGUUUAGACUCUUGCCUUGGUCUCAAGGGUGUCCCUUGAAUGGGGGUUCCAUUGUAUUAGUAUGGGUAUUAAUUAAUUCUUAUAAAAUAUAUUUAUUAUCAUUUAUUUUUAUUAAUAAUUGAUUAUUGUUAUCAGUAUCAUAAUGAUAUUACUAUUAGUUAGUACUCUAUUUUAUGUUGUAAUUUUUAAAAGAUGUCAUUUCUUUGUUAUCCAAAUCCCUUUGACCAUUGCUUCCUCAGGCCUUGAUGGACUUGGCGAUUUUAAAAGAGGAAAUUUAAAAUUUGCUUUUUUGAAAUCGCCAAGAGUGUCAUGUCUCUACUGUGAAGCUUGCACUUUUACAUUUGAAUUCAAGUUUGAAUGAUGUUAUAAUGUUCAUCAACUUACGGGGUCUUCAAAAGCUGCACUCAAUGUUCCAGACCACCACUCCUUAUCAGCGUGCAAAGAAAGUCGUGUCCGAUAGCCUGGGACUAGUGGAUUUUGCUGUUGGUCUAGUGAAUUCUGUUAUUAACAUGCCCAACAAGCAACAACAGCAAGUGAAUUUCUCUAGGAAAUUCACAUUACAGAAAAACUGUUAUCAAUCGUGCUCAUCCAAAAUUUUUUUCGGGCUAAUAACUCUUGGGCUAGAACAUGUUAGCUGCUGCUUGCCAGAAUGACUUUCUUUGCACCCUGCUUAUUCUUAGUUUUACUGUACUAAAUUUUAAGUAAUUUAAUGUCAUUACAUGUAGCUUCAUACAGUGUCAUUGUACAAUGACCGUUACAAAAAUCUGCCAUACAUGUAUAAUCACAUAAUUAUUGUAAUUAUUGUUGUUGUUAGAGUUAUUAUUAUUAUAACUAUUAUACAUUUUGCACACUAUCUGUGUUCUCAACAGCCUACAGUUUUUUUUUUGGAAAUCAGCGCAACCUACAGAUUAGUUGUUUGCUAGGAGAUAACCGACUAAACUGCAUUAUCUCCAAGAGUAAUGUCAAACUGCUUUCCUUGUAACAGUCUGUUUGUCGUUAUCGUCUUCAGAAAAAUGUAUAAUUAAACAAUUAUUAGAUUUGGGUUAACUGGAAUAAUCAAGGUCUCGGUAACUGUUAUCAGUCUUGACUGUCAGCUGAACCUAAUCCGGUUACACUUGUGUCAGCCGUGAUUAGUCUGGGCAAGGCUGUGCUCUAAGGAAAAUUGAAGGCAGCCUGGUGCUCUGAACCUGUAAAAUGUAGGGUGCCCAGUAUAUGAUUUGUAUGAAAAAACUAAGAUUUUCUAGUUGCCCGAGGGCAAAAGUAAGGUGCCAGGGGCCACCGGGCUCUGCUAGAGCACAGCCCUGGGACCCGUUUCUCGAAAGUCCCGAUAACUUUUCGGGCCCUAAGUCAAAUAUUCAAAUCCAAAUAUAAAGAAUAAGAGCGCAGGUCCUGGCUAGCAAACUUCUCCAUUUUGUUUCAUCAACUGAUAGUUUUAUCACGUUAGAUGCAGAACUAUUGAAACCUCUAUCUUGCACGUAAACCACAUCAAGUUUACGCGCCCGUUAAUUAUCGGGACUUUCGAGAAACGAAACGGGCCACUGGUUUGGGUAUCGCAAAAACAGGGUAGUAAUGAAUGAAGUGAAGUGGAAAAGGGAAAAACAUUUAUAUUGUGCCUUUUUACAUUAUUAUAUUAACAUCAUGAUAACAGUAAGUUCAGAAGUCAGCGUACAAGGGCGCCACUGGUUGCGUCCUUCAUCCAUUUAUAAGCUGUCUUACCUGCGAGUAAGCUCUCCGGGGAGCUCUGGCGGCGGGGCAGGAAAAGGAAGGAGAGCUUGCAACUACGUCUCCGGAAGGUGCAUUCCGCCUCCAAUUCACCUGUGUCUCGCCGUCAACUGAGCUGUCAGAUUUCCGCCAAUCAGCGCGAAGCGGAAACGAGGGCGAAUGUAAAGAAGCAUUGGAAAACACGUGAAAGCACACGCCAAGGGUAAUGACGUCAUUACUAAUGUCAUCUCCACCAAUCAGCAUUUCGCAUCGACUUUUUCGAUGUAGAUAUUCAGAUUCCAGAGAUGUAGUUGCAAGCUCUCGCUCCUUUUCCUGCCCCGUCACCAGAGCGCCCCAGAGAGCUUGCUCGCAGGCUAAAGCUGUCUGUACCCCACCUAGCUCAUGAUGCCUGACUGAUGUGUGACGUGAGGUAAACUGUAACAUAGUAUCUGGUGAUUAUUUAUUUAUCCAUGUAUUUAUAUAUUUUUAUUGUUAGUUACAAGUAGACUGAUGGAACUAGAUUAAAUCUUGAACAUUUAUUGCUACUCAGAGAGUUGCCUGAUGAUUGCUUCGCAAGAGGCAUGGAACUCUGAGUAGCAAUAAAUGUUCAAGAUUUAAUCCAGUUCCAUCAGUCUACUUGUAUUCUGCUCUAGUUCAACUAUUGAGCACUCUUAUAGUGGAUGAGGACAUCACUCUGUAACUUCAUUAUAUAUAGUUAGUUAUGUAUUAAUUUAGGUAGUUUAUUAUUUACUUAUUUGGGUGUCUCUAGGUGUUGCGGUGACCAUUUGAUGGUUAGCUAUUGUUUAGUAGUGUGCGUAUAGAGGGUCCCCGAUAGGUUUUUCGGGAUCCGGGAUUUUCCUUAAUUGAACCUCGGGAUUCGGGAAUUUGAUGCAAAAUGGGGGCAAGAUUCGGGAUUGACGGUGUGCGCACGAGGUUGGAUGCUACAAAUAACCCUCGGGAUUACGGGAUGGCACGAAAUUUAGGGUAGGGAUUACGGGAUUGAAGAACCCUAACCCUCUGUAUAAUGUUCAGUGUCUUUUCAAAGUUUUGUAUUAAGUCAUUUGGUGAUUGCACCUGCCAGCAACUCCAAGAAGCUACUAUUUAUUAGACCACUGCAAUAGUUAUUAUAGUAUUUCAUCGCGGAAAAGCAACAACUACAGCACCAAACAUAAAAAUUAUUUUGCUUUUUGCCAGAGGAAGAACGUAAGACUCUCGCAGACUUGGCGCACUCCUGCGCAGACGCUGAAGGGCCUAGGUCUCCAAAUCACGAGAAACCUCACAAGUCGCUUGCUGAAGCAGCAAUGGAGUAUCAAGAACAUCUGAGUCCACCCAAGUCACAACCUGCAAAGGUGGCCGUGGUCACAGGUGAAGAGGAAGAGAAAAAUGUUCUUCAGGUGAGUACUUUCAUCAACUUUCUACUGGCCAACCCUCAAAAUGCUUCAAGUUAUCAAAAUCAAUUUCCUGCUAACACUAUCAAUACGGAUGGUGAAUUACGAUCUGUUUUCUGUGUUUCAAGGUUCGUUGCUUGUGAUCGUAAUUAUGAUUGACGGCAGCGAAAAACGCAAUUGUGGAGGUGGUCAAGGUGGCUUUUGAACUUUAGAGUUCGCGUGUUUGUGAAAAGUAGAAUCAUGGGUUAACUCACUUGCUUGGGUGCUUGACUUCAGAGUGCUGGUUCCACUUUUCUAUUCCUGGCCAGAUUCAACACUCAGGGUCUUAAAAGUUACCUUUCGUGUAGAGAGAAGUAGACUGCGAGCAGUCUCUUAUUUUUCUUUGCAAAAUUACUGCACGCGAAACCCAAGCACGCGAGCCGCGAUAAACGAGGAAGCAGACCCGAGAAGAGAAAAUCUCGUCUCGUCCCUAUCCCUUAUUUUAACAUAAGGUCGUGGUUUGCAAUUGCGCCAGCUGAGAUAAGUACUAGACGGAUGUAAAGAAAAAAGGCAGGUUUGAAGCAGUCAAAGAGAGAAAAAACGCCCCGAAAUACGUCAGUGUUCGUAGACUAGUGCUGUUCCCGUCUGUUUCGUUUUGAUAUGCAAACUAUUUUUCUUCUUCUCAUUCUUAGAGCAAUUGUCGCUUGUUCGUGUUUGAUACCACGACCCAUUCAUGGAGAGAAAAAGGAAGAGGAGUCAUCAGGUUGAAUGACAUGUGCCAGUCAAUGACAGAGGGAAUCUUCCAGUCGAGGCUUGGUAAGGCUAAGAGUUGGAACAGAAGAUUAACUGAGGUAGCUCCACUCCCUCCAAAGUUUAAAUUGGUAGAACAUAGAAGACACGCUCAGUUUUUCUGUCAUGUAGUGACUCCGAUCUGAAUCAGUAGAAAAUUUUGUAGACUGCCAACAAUUGCCCAGCAUUUUCAUGCAGGCGAGAGCCAACAUGGAAAACGCGCGUAAGAGAGAAGUCGGGCGACUCAACAGCUCCAUUCUCAACUCUAUAAGGGACUAGUUGCAGUCUAAAGAUUUUAGGUGAUUACUCAGCCACCCCUCCCCCAACCGCCUAAUCCAAGGUUAACUUCCCUCUUGAGGCAAAAAGUUGGGUUUGGGUAGGUGAGGGGUGAGUGGGCUGUUUUUCAUCGCUGACUAUCAACUUUUGAAUUUUCACAGUGAUGCGCACACAAGGUAGUUUGCGUGUGGUACUCAACACUAAACUGUGGCCCAAUAUGACUUUAGAAAAAGGCAAUGAAAAGAGCUUGCGGUUCACUGCCAUGGACAGCGAGAAAGACAUUAAAAUUUACCUUAUAAUGGUGAGUUAUUUUUUUAUUUUCAUUUUUUUUGUCUUUCCUUCUGGACUUAAUUCCUCAUUUCAAAGUGAUGGGCUUAAGCUAGCCCUUUAGAAGUUGGUUAUAGCCAUUUUUAACUUACUCUCGCACUAAUCACUACUACUCGCCUCCAGAACAGGCGUUAUUUGUUCGCGGUUUUCAGGGGAGCGAAGGCAAGCGCGAAGCGAGCGAGAGGCGCGUUCGCUGGCAUGAAAAAACGCGAACAAAUAACGCCUGCUCUGCAGGCUUUUCCAGUACCAGUGGAAGAAACAGCUCAUAUCUAAGCUGAUUUUUCGCGACGCGAGCACUGGUUUCCCAGCGAAAUGGCUUCUGAAGAACAGGCGUAGAAAUUGGUUAUUCCAUACUGAGGACGUUUCACUACCAGAUCUGGGAAGUGCUUCUGAUUGGUCAGUCGUGCCAAGAGGGAAACUUACUUCAACCAUUCACUAGCCAGAUCUGGGUGGUGACUCGUGAUCAUUACUGAAUUUCUACGCCCUUUCCUCAUAAUUAUAAUACGAGAUUUAGCGGGGAAUCUAGUGUUGGCGUCGUGAAAUAUCAGCUGUUUUCUCAGGUUACUCGCCUUGUUUGUUACUGCGCGAAAUGCGAGGUUUACUUUGUCUUUGUCAUUCCCCAGGCCGCCCCGAACGAUAUUCAACGCCUUUGGACCGCCAUUGAUCGGCGUAUCCAGGCCCUUAAGCGUGGCCAAGAAAAAGAAAAAGCCGCUGACCAAGACCACACUGCAGAUGACGAUGACGAGAGCAAAACCGAGCCAGAUGAUGAACUGAAGGGGACUGAGCAAGAAGACGACGAUGAUUCGGUUAAAGAUCGUUGCGAAGUCCCGGAUGAGGGCAGUAACGAUUCUUGUCCGACUACAGAAGCGAGGGGAAACGAAGGAAAUGAAACCGCAGCUGACGAUGAUUAA